Gymnodraco acuticeps is the source of this 2105-nucleotide messenger RNA. Its product is annotated as zinc finger BED domain-containing protein 1-like. NCBI's taxonomy places the organism in Eukaryota, Metazoa, Chordata, Actinopteri, Perciformes, Bathydraconidae. Gene Ontology annotation, molecular function: protein dimerization activity. The coding region runs from base 1 to 1818 and encodes 605 amino acids. The transcript has 3 exons. The record is from RefSeq and is a predicted model, not a curated record.
AUGGGCUGCUUACUUAGCCAUAAUAACACAAAAGUCUCCCUGAGCCAGGCUGUUGUUCCCUCGUGCUUCAAGGAAACCACCAUCAUUCCAGUGCCAAAGAAGUCAUCUCCAUCCGGCUUCAACGACUACCGCCGCCCCGUCGCACUAACUUCCACCAUCAUGAAGUGCUUCGAAAGGCUGGUCAUGAAGCAGAUCAAAUCCACCCUCCCCCCAUCGCUGGACCCGUUUCAGUUUGCCUACCGAGCUAAACGGUCCACAGAGGAUGUGAUCGUCAAAGACAUGAGGCCUUUGUCUCUCGUUGAGAGUGAAGCCUUCAUAGAUAUGAUUGAAUAUGCCUGCCCAGGCUUCAAAUGUCCCUCCAGGUGGUGGUUUACCAAGCAGCUGGAGAAAGCAUACCAAUGUGCUCUUGAUGAUCUGAAGGGAAACUUAAAGAAGAGGUCCUCAAAGAUAACGCUCACCACCGAUGCCUGGACAAGUAUUGCCACGGAGGCAUACCUUGGAGUGACUUGCCACUACAUUAAUGAAAACUGGGAGAUGGUCUCAUUUGUUCUUUGCACAAAGCCCCUUGAGGACAGACACACUGGUGACAACAUCGCUCUCUGGAUUGAGGAGGUCGCUGAGAAGUUUGACUUUUCUCUCCAUGAUGGUGUCCAGGCAAUUGUCCACGAUAAUGCAGCGAACGUUGUGAAAGCCCUUAGAAUCCUUGAGGAGAAGCAUGGUGUUGCCUCACUUCGAUGUGCUGGCCAUACCACCCAGUUGAUUGUCAACCAUGCACUGAAAGAGCCCCGAAUCAACAAGGCACUUGGGGCAGCAAGGAGCCUCGUCACAUACUUCCACAGCAGCGAGGUCGCCACCCUGAAGCUGAAACUCAAACAAGAGCAAAUGGGCACACCGCAACACAAGUUGUCACAGGAUGUACCCAUCAUAUGGAAUAGCUCUUUUUACAUGAUCAAACGCCUCCUUGAGCAGCGGUGGCCUGUAACCGCAACCCUCUCAGACCCAAAGGUCACCAAGGCAGCAAAACACUACCUGGAUAUGAGAGCUGACCAAUGGAGCAUCCUGGGGGACCUACAUCAAGCACUUGAGGCCUUCGAGCAAGCCACCGUCUUCCUGAGUGGAGAGGCAUAUGUCACGGUCUCUGUCCUGCCUCCGCUGGUGAAAGGCCUACAGAAGUCCACGCAGAAAGCCUUUGAGUCUGCUCCAAUUGCCACCUUCCAAACUGCAGCCGCAGCAGAGAUAGCUUCAAGAUGGAAGGUUGAGACUACUUAUGACGAGGACGGGAAGAAUGUGUGCAUCUUCGCCGCGGCCCUUGAUCCGAGAUUCCGAAAACUCAAGUUCUUGUCCACAGAUGACAUCCUGAAGGUGAAAAUCAAACUUCAGACCCUUGCACUUGAUGCCAGACGAGUACGAGUGAGGGAAGAGCCUGACUCCCCCAGUGGCCAGCUAGAUCACUCAAGAGGACAGAAGCCAAAGUCUGUCCUGGACACAUUGCUUGGGUCAGAUGAUGAGGAGGAGGAGAUGGAAGAUGACGACCCAGCCCAUGACCAGAGGGAAGAUGCUGUCAGGAAUGAGGUGCUUCUGUACUUUGGGGGGAAAGCCAUUCCAAAGGACAAAAACCCACUCCAAUGGUGGAAAGAAAAUGAAACAAAGUUCCCCUCCCUGGCUGUUGUGGCGAGAUCUUAUCUGGCUGCCCCUGCAACAUCCACACCUUCUGAACGUCUGUUCUCAGCAGCAGGGAACAUUGUGAGCAAAAAAAGAGCAAGCCUCACCAAAGAACACGUGGACAUGCUCACAUUCCUCCACAGUAAUUCAAAGUAGGAGGAGUAGAGUUGUGAGGGAGGAGAGAAGGAGGAAAGUGGCCAGUACUUAUAUUGCAGUAAUUGCACACUCUUCAUUAGCAUGUAAGCUGCCAGAAUAGUAGUUAAGAGAGUCAGUUUCAUUGUGCAUCAGGUUCUGUGUUGGGACUGUUAUAUUGUGCACGGCACAGUUUGUUUUUGCACUACAUUUUUUAUCUUUUGUAAUUUUGUACAGAAGAGAUUUUUUGUUGGACUGUAAGAGUAAACAGGCUGGCCUUUUUAUUUUGUAUACAUUUAUUCUAUAUUUCU